GCAAGGCAGUGGGGCGGGCUGGGUGUUAAGGCAGGCGCCUGUCCACUGCUUCUUCCCCCAGGGCUCUGCCUGGCUCAUUGCUGCUCAAGGGCCAUGGGGAAGCUGGUGGCUCUGACCCUGCUGGGCGCCUUCCUAGCCUUAAUCGGGGAGAGAUUAGUGGCAUUAAGAGAAAAAACUAAUGCAUAUCGAGAAGUGGAGCCAGUAGAACCCCAGAACUGCCACCUUAUUGAGGGACUUGAAAAUGGCUCUGAAGAUAUUGAUAUACUUCCUAGUGGGCUGGCUUUUAUCUCUACUGGAUUAAACUAUCCAGGCAUGGCAAACUUUGCACCAGAUAAGCCGGGACAAAUCUUCUUGAUGGAUCUAAAUGAGCCAAACCCAAGGGUCCAAGCCCUAAACAUCAGUGAUGGUUUUGACAAAGCAUCAUUUAAUCCACAUGGGAUCAGUACUUUCAUUGACAAAGACCAUACUGUGUAUCUUUAUGUUGUGAAUCAUCCCCACAUGGAGUCCACUGUGGAGAUAUUUAAAUUUGAGGAACAACAACGUUCUCUGAUACACCUGAAAACUAUAAAACACGAGCUUCUCAAAAGUGUGAAUGACAUUGUGGUUCUUGGAGCAGAACAAUUCUAUGCCACCAGAGAUCACUACUUUACCAACUUCUUCUUGGCAAUAUUAGAGAUAGUCCUGGAUCUUCACUGGACUUAUGUUCUUUUCUACAGUCCAAGGGAGGUUAAGGUUGUGGCCAAAGGAUUUAAUUCUGCCAAUGGGAUCACAGUCUCAUCAGACAAGAAGUAUAUCUAUGUGGCUGAUGUAUUUGAUAAAAACAUUCAUGUAAUGAAAAAACAUGACAACUGGGAUUUAACUCCACUCAAGGUAAUACAGUUAGACACCUUAGUGGAUAACUUAACUAUUGAUCCUGAUACGGGAGAUAUUUGGGCAGGAUGCCAUCCUAAUGCCAUCAAGCUGGUGAUCUAUAACACUGAGGAUCCGCCAGGAUCAGAAUUCUUAAGAGAGUGAUGGAUGAGGCAGCUUCCCAUGAUGGGGCCAUCCAGAGACAUCACUGGUGAGGAUCUUGCAGGAAAGAACAAACACACACAGACAGGACUACUGAGGGAAGUUCUUCAAGGGGACUAUGGACACAAAAGUGGGAAUGACAAGGGAAACUAAUUAGACAAAGUACAACACUCCACUGUUAGCAAUGGAAGGAGAGAGAUGGAGGUGGGAGAAGGCCAGGGACUCUUUCCAACCCUAGGUUUGAAGGUGCAAGGGGUGGAAGCAGUUCCUAGAACCAGAAGAGAAUAGACAAUGUGGAGACUCUCCUAACAGAUGUUCUGGUCACUGGUAGAAAGAGGCAGCUAACCUGUGACAACUCAGCACAGACAGAGCAGAGGGAAUAAAUAUCUUGACUGAACUCCUCUUCCAGCCUCCCAACUAGAAUCCAGAAGACAGGGAGCUAUUAAUGGAGCCCAUAAAGCCUCCGGGACACAGAGCAAUGGGGAGCUGCACAGAGAGUGGCUCUUGAGCAGCAAAUAGCUUCAUCAUGUUGCUGCAUAGGUGAGUGGCUCUUGAGCAGCAAAUAGCUUCAUCAUGUUGCUGCAUAGUUAUCUCAUGGCAAAAGCUAGGUCACCACUAUGUGUUUCAUCAAAAUGGAAGGAGAAAGAGGUUAAAGGGUGUCAGCAAGAAAUACCCAAUGUCUUAAGGCCCAGGACCAGAAAUGAUAGCCAUGACUUCUACUCCCUUACCAAUGGUAAAAACUAAUCACAUGGCUGCACCUAACUAAUUGCAAAGUGAUAUAAUAUGACUAGAAAGAUACUUAUUCAAGGAGAAAAAAAGAAUAAAUUUUAGUGAACAAUUUGUGAUCUAUGCCACAGUCCACCUUUUGGCCAACAAAUAUCCAUCUGCACCCUUCUCUUACACAUUGACACCCUUAUCAAAAGUAUAACUCAAAAUCCCAUCCAAUUUCUGCAUCCAGUUCAAAACACAGUAUCCCUGGUUAGUGUUUCGAUUUCCUCAUUAGGUCCAGAUGUGGCUGCAAGAGACAGCCUAGAAAACAAAGUCAUUGUUCCCACAAUGUAUCCAAUUACAAUGGUUGCCUAUGAGCAGAAUAACUAUAGUAAAUCCUCUUGGUGAAAAAAUAAGGAAGAAUAGAAUACAGGCAACAAAUCACUGGCCCAUAACAAUAAGAUUAUUCCACUAGAGAGAAAAUGAGAAGGUUCCCUCUCUUGGCAGUGGUGUAUUUUCCCAUGUCUUCUAUGCAUCCAAAUUUUGCCCUUUGGGAAUUCUUUCUAGUACCUUAUGCUCUAAGGCCACGUCUAAAGUGGGUCUUGGAAAGACUGGGUAAUCUUAGUAGCCUCCUUCUGACAGGUGUAGGUUUGAGAACCUGAGGACAUUUCCAGGCUUGGUUGCUUUUGAAAUGUAAGUAUCUUAGAAAUUUGAUAGGCUCCUGCAUCUCUUUGUUUCCAGUAAUUACCAUAUACCAGCAAAAACACUCAGAUUUCUUUUUGGAGCAUAGUUUUUAGCUUCCUUUACUUCCUGGUUUCUGUGUCUACCCGUUUCUCUCUCUCUCAUUUAAAUGCUGCUUCCUUUGACGUCAUUUGAAGGAAUGGGUGAAAGGAGGCAACACCAUUAAAAUAAUACCCCACAGGGCUGGAUCAUUUGACUUUCCUAAUUAGGAGGUAUUUGGGAAAGGCUCUGACCUGUAGCAGUUUUACCCCUUUGCUGUUGGCAAACAGAACCAAACUUAUAGACCUCCUCUACAGCCUUCUGCCUUAUGUCCAGUAAAAUUCUUACCUGAGCAUAUUAUUUUAUUACUGUCCUCUACUAAAAAAUUAAGAAUCAAUCAAUACACGUUGACAUUCUAUUUGCUCUUUGGGUAAGUGGCCAGCCUUUGAGUUAAUGCAGAAAAUGAUAUAGUAAAUAUUUUUAAACAUUACAAGGGUCUCCAGCUUUGCAUCCUAUGACGUUUCCUUAACUCUAAUCUAACCACAUAUUUAAGGUUAUUUUUAGAACCCCACUUCUAGGUUCAAAUUCCUAUAUUUUUAAGGUCCUGCCAAGCUAUUAUAGCAAACAAACCUCAAACCCAGUGGCUUAAAGAAUAAAAACAUUACUAGAAGAUAGUACAUCACAGUGGGUAAAAGCACAGACAGGGGAGCCCAGUUUUCUGGAUUUGAGUUCCAGUUACUAUCCGUGCAACUCUGGCCUUUUCUGUUUUCUUCUCUUUAAAAAUGAGAUAAUAAGGGUAACUAGCACUUAGGGUUGGUAAGAGGAUUAAAAAAGUUAGUAUAUGUAAAAUUUAGAUAAGACUUGUUAUAUGCCAGUGUUGUAUAUAUGCUUCUUAAUUUUAAAAAAUAUUUAUAAUCUCUUUCACAUCAGAGAUCACAGAUGAUUGUUCCUGAGACAGAUGAGUAUGGAAAUUCUGAUCCUUAUGGUUCAUCAGGAGUCUAGCAGUUUUCACACAGAGGCAUUAACAUCUUCAUGAUCAAUCAUAUUGGAUUCCAUUAUAUUGAAUUCCAUUUCACGGAAAAGGGAAAGAGAGUGGGAGGAGACACGCCAAAUUUCUUUAGCAUGACCUGGAAAUGGCAUAAACCACUUCCACUGCCAUUCUGUCAACAACCGCAUAGUCAUAUGGCAGUACCUAACUGGAAGGGAAACUGUGAAACCUAGUUUAGCUGGGUAGCCUUGUGCCCAGAGAAGAAGGAUUUGGGUAGGUGGUUAGUGUCCUCUAUCAUAGCUCCUUAAACUGAAUCAAAAAGAGUUUGUAAAUCAUUAUAAUUCUAUCACCAUUAAAUAAACUGUUUGUAGUAAAAUUUUAUUCAUAUUAAAAGAAACUAAAAACUAGACAAUCAAGUGUUAAUAAAAUUAUGAUGGAUAAA
This is a messenger RNA of Phacochoerus africanus (Common warthog), 3869 nucleotides long. RefSeq names its product paraoxonase 3 (gene PON3). The record is from RefSeq and is a predicted model, not a curated record. Bases 94 to 1014 code for a protein of 306 amino acids. Gene Ontology annotation, molecular function: arylesterase activity. NCBI's taxonomy places the organism in Eukaryota, Metazoa, Chordata, Mammalia, Artiodactyla, Suidae. The transcript has 9 exons.